AUGGCGCUUACCCUGUCAUCGUCGUCGUUGUCGUUCUCAACAAUCAAAAUUGGUGGGACCGUUGAAGCAACAGCAGCAGCAGUGUCACAGGCAACAAUAACAUCAACAACAACAUCAACAACAACAACAACAACAACAGUGGCGACAGUAACUGGAUAUGGUAGAUCUGGAAUUGUUGGUGUUAGCGACGGAAAAGAAUGUGAAAUGGAUGGAAAUUUAAAAAUACCAUCUCUUAGCAGUAUAAAUUUAUCAGAUUCGAUAAUGCGAACAACCGUUUCACCAUUAGCUACAACUAUAGCAGCAACAACAGAGGCGACAACGGUAGCAGUAGCGGUAACAGCAAAUAAUAAUAAUAAUGAUAAUGAUAAUAAUAAUAGUAAUAAUAAUAAUAUUCAGUUGGAUUCAGUUGCUCAAUUAACAUCAGCGGAUGAUAUUCUGCUUGAUGAGUUAUCAUCACGUUUUCGUGGUGUAUUGCCAGUUCAACCAAGCCCAUUACUAUUACCAUCUGAUCAUAUUUCAUCAUCACUUAAAAGCACCCGUUUAAAUGGUCAUUUAAUCUAUUGCUUUGUAAUUGGUGGUGAAUGCCGUUUAUGCUUCCCGCAAAUAAUAAGCGUUGUACUACGUGGUGUUGCAAUUAAUGAUAUCAAUGAAUUAUUUGUUGAUUUAAAUAUUCAUAUAUCGGUUGCAAGUCAACAACAAUUGGAUACAUUGAAAUUAGCUGGUGUUAUGCCAAUGACAGCUGAUAGUUGUGGUUUGGUAACAAAAAGCGAUGCAGAACGAUUGGUUGCUAAAUUAUUACCACAAUGUAAUGGUUAUCGUUUAACAACAGAUAUUGGAUCAUAUGAUACGGAUGCUGUACCGGUUGUGCAUGAUUGCUUUGAUGGUUGCACCGGUACAUUGAUACCAAUGUUAGAUACCGAUGAACAAAUUGAAUGUACCCAAUGCAAAUUACUUUUUACUGGCGAAAAAUUCGUCUCACAUUCACACUCCAUCCAACAAAUUCGUCGCAUUUGCCAUUGGGGUUUUGAUUCAUCCAAUUGGCGACAUUAUUUGCAUUUACCGGAAUCAUACGAGGAUGAUUUGAAAGCGUUGAAAAAACUUGAAUUAUACAAAUAUCCACCGGUACGUCUCGGCAAACGUCCCGCAUCACACGCUUUUACGGCAGUUGAGAAUGGUAAUUGCUCAAAAUUGGCUAAUCUGUCAACGACAACAUCAACAAAAUCUGUUGAAGUUAGAGUUGCCGAAGAUGAAGUUGAAGCUGAAGCAGGAAUUGGAAUUAGAGUUGAUCCAACAGUUUCUACAUCGGUGCAAUCAUUGAAUGACAUCAACGAGCAUAUUUUGAAACUUUAUAGUGCUGCUCAAGCGACAGCCGUUGCAGCAACAGCUUUAACCGCUGCCACAUUAAAAGCUCCAUUAACUACGGUAACGCAGGAUUCGUCAUUUCUCCCCUUACAGGUACCAGUGGUUGGUGCAAGCGGUUGCUGUACCGGUCAAUCAUCUGGAACACCAUUGACAAGUCCUCAGUUACAGUCACUUCUUGCAUUACAAUUUAUUACUUCACAACUACCUCUAUCGGAACUCUGCAAACUACCUAUCCUUACAAAUCCUUCUUCUAAUGUGACAUCGGAUAUUCGAUGGAAACCAGUUUAUGAGACGCAGUCGUCUGCGCUCUCAUCUGUACCAGUUGUUGACAGCAAAUCAGUUACUAAUAUGAGACAACAUAUAGUCGCCAGCGAUGAAGAUUUUUCCAGUAAAGGUACGCCGAUAUCGUCUACUAUCAAUUCUGAUAUUCUAACAUGUAUGAUUAGUAAAACAGGAACGUCACUGGAGAGAUUAUUGGAUCAAACAUUGAAGGAACCCGUUUUGUCGGUUGCGAAGUUAUUGGUUACGGAAUUCCGGCGUGAGAAAGAAUUAUUACUUAACCAAAAUGGACAAUUGCGUCGUGAAAAUGCUCUUUUACGCAGUGCACUCGCUAGUAGUACUGUUUUGGUUGGCCUGAAAGGAUUGACUGCAGCGAAUGUUCCAAUUUCGUGA
This is a messenger RNA of Cercopithifilaria johnstoni, 2034 nucleotides long. Lineage: Eukaryota; Metazoa; Nematoda; Chromadorea; Rhabditida; Onchocercidae. The record is from the annotation of a GenBank genome assembly.